AUGGAGGCGGAUUCGACGGUGACGCAGACGCAAGUGCCGCACGGCUGGGGGGCUGCGGCACAGAGGCAAAAGGCGAGAGACAAAGACUCAACUGCCCGGACAAAGGACAAAGAGCAAGGACAAAGCCAGCAACAGGCGACGGUGGUUGGGGCGCCCAGCAGCGCUCGGGGCUGCGGCCGCUGGUCUCUGAUAUCUCGCACAAGGCGCUUUCUCUCGCGAGCAGUAGCGAAUCGACUGAGCGCGACAGGCGGCCGAAUCGCAGCAGGGCGAGGUGCGGCAAUGGAUUGGAUGUUCGUGGAGGGACGUGAUGCAGAUGCCCACGAGAUGGUGUUUGGCGAUCGGUACCAGGAAGAGCGGCCGGCGGUGGGUGGAGGCGCAAGUACAUGUACUCUCCGACUGGACUGGCGCCGCUCAGGCCACUCGAACUCAAUCCAAUGCUACCUAAAAUUGCUGGCGGGCGGGCAGGCGGGAAGCUGGCGCUGCUGCCACAGUGCUGGUGCUGCUAUGGACAGCGCUGGCGCUGGCGCUCCCGGGGUGAAGGGGCCUGUGCGUAGAUUCAGUCUGUAUGGACGGAUACCCGACAGCGCUGUGCGAGCUCCCUUGGCCGUUACUUCGGCUGCUUAA
Molecule: messenger RNA, 624 nt
Organism: Trichoderma aggressivum f. europaeum
Lineage: Eukaryota; Fungi; Ascomycota; Sordariomycetes; Hypocreales; Hypocreaceae
Exons: 1
Coding region: 1-624 (207 amino acids)
Source: RefSeq, a predicted model, not a curated record